GUUAAUUGUUUUAUUUUCCUAAAAUACAUGUAAAACAAAUGACCUCAACUCGUCGAACAAGACCUCGGUGACAAUAACUGCUUGGUUUAUUGUAAAAUAAGAUGGCCGGUUAAGCUGCUGAAGCAGCCGGCUAACUGUUAGCCGAAGUUUAGCGACGAAGCGUUUAAAGUUGUUCGCAUCUCUAGCCAGUCUGCCACAAGUGCUUUUAUUAACCCAGUCUUUCAUACAGUACAUUUGUUCCGACCGAAUAACUAGUUGCUCACAUUGUUUUAUUUAUCAAAAAAAAAAACACUUCAUGUUCUUCAUACACACAAGUUGGACAAUAAUUAACGUUAGCUAGCACUCAGCUAACUGCAGCCUCUCAAACAGCUACAGCAAGGGUGCAGGUCACCACUUAGCUGCUCAAGUAAAAAUUAGUCGACUUGUAAAAGCAAAAUAAACCGUGACAUUCAUUAACUCAGCUCACGUAAAUUUAGAAUAAUGAAAACACCUUGUUGAUAAUCAUUACUCGGGAUAACUAGACGUUCAGAAGGCCAAUAAUGCCAGCUAGUCGUGCUGCUCCCCAACACAUGUAGCUAACAAGUUGAAGCUAAUUCGCUAAGUGAAUCUGGGCUAAACAUUAUUUACAAACUUUUUAUUUUUUUUAAUAACUGACAUUCAGUGUCGAAGAACUCUAACAUGAAGUCCUGUCGGAUUGUGCUGUAUAUAUCUGUAACAUGGUUGCAGUCCUUGAUGUUAUCACCUAUUUGGAAAAAUACCCAAUCACUAAAGAAGCACUUGAGGAAACUCGCUUGGGAAAGCUUAUUAAUGAUGUCAGAAAGAAAACGAAAGACGAAGACCUUGCUAAACGUGCCAAGAAACUCCUUCGAAACUGGCAGAAACUGAUUGAACCCAGCCAAAAUGAAUCUUCUUCUCGAGGAGUGCAAGGCACCCCAGGCUCAGCCAAUGGCAGUUCUCAUCCGUGCCGAACAGAUACACCUCCAACUGUUCCCCCACCCAGCAAAAAAUCUCCAGAACUUAAAAACAGAAAUGAUGUCCACAACACUUACUCAGCUACAGCAGAAAAGUCUAGAAACCGAAAACACAGGGGGGACCAAAGGGAUGGUCCACAUCCACCCACUAAAAUACACAAAACAUUCACGUACGGGCACACGUUUUCUUCCACCCCGCCAUCAAAUGGAUUUAGUGGCAGCCCUGAGCCUUUCCUAGAAAAACAAGAAGAUGCACCUUCUGAUAGAAACUGCCCAGAGCAUCUUGACAAUGACAAACAAAACAAAAUCCCUGUUAAUGCUGUUAAGCCUCAUCCGAGUUCUCCAGGGCUUACCAGACUCCCCAGCACUUCAUCCUUACUCAAAACAUCAGUGUUACAGCAGCAAACAAGAACAGAAGGAGACGGAGGUGACAAACAUCCAGUCAGUAGCCCUCAAUUCUCAUUAAGUCCACAUAGUGUAGCUCGUGAGACAGUGGCUAAGAGGUCUUCAGCUUAUGCAUCUAAAGGGACUCUGUUGAGCCCAUCUCAUAAUUCUGCCCAAGUGCCCUCUCUUUUGCCUUUAACCUCCCCAAAUCAAAUGUCUCACUCUGAUGGUCGUCUAACUCUAGACCUAGAGGACUCGGUUCCCUUCAACAGAUCUAUUGAGAGAACUUCUGAAUCCCUUCAUAACAGUACAGCACAGGAGCCUUCAGAACUGUCCAGGCACAAUUUCUCACCUGAGGUUCCUAAAGCUGGGUCCGAAAGUGCGAACAAAAAAAGAAAGAAGUACAGGUCUAGGGACUACAUGGUAAAUCUUCAAGGCCAGUCCUCAGAGGACAGGACGAAGCCCGUGCGCUUAAAAGAGCGCAGAUUGACUUUUGACCCAGUGACAGGACAAAUCAAACCCCUCACUCCAAAGGAAUCUCACCAAGAGGAGGAAUGCCAGGGACCACCAGUUUUCGAACCUGCGAGGAUUGAGACCCCCCAACAGAGGCCACCCACGACUGCUCAAAAUCCUUUCCAGCAAACGAACUGGAAGGAGCUGUCCCGAAACGAGAUCAUUCAGUCCUACCUUAAUCUUCAGAGUAAUGUUCUGACUUCCUCUGGAGCGCAGACCCAUGGUGCACACUUCUUCAUGACCGAAUAUUUGAAACAAGAGGAAAACGCUGUUCGAGAAUCAAGGAAGACUCAUGUUUUAGUCCCGAGUGGCUUGACCGCUGAACUACCGGGCGUAAGUCGAGAGGUGACACAUGAGGACCUUCACAGAAUAGACCAAGAGCACUGGGCAGGAGUUAAUGGAUGUUAUGACACCAAUGGAAACUGGUAUGAUUGGACAGACUGUAUAUCUUUGGAUUCUCAUGGUGAUGAGACCAAACUGAAUAUUCUGCCAUAUGUCUGCCUAGACUGAGAAAACGGCUCUGAUGGCUUUUGGUUUUCAUCACCCCCACUGUGAGUUUGAAAAAAAACAAGUCAGAACUUCUUUAUAUUCAGUACUGAAGUUUUUGACACAUGGAGUGAAAAGGGGGUUCUUCGGUUUUCUUAAAUGAAAAAAAGGUAAUUAAAUAGAUGUCCUGUUUGUAAUGUGCUGCUACCAACAAAAAUUUGCAAACUAGAUUUGUAAAUGAUUGCUCAGUCAGAGUAACUGGGCCGGUUAUUGCACAGUGUGUAUAGGAGUCAGAGCACUAAGCAGUGCAGGUUGGAAAGCAAGUCAGAAACUUGUUUGGCAGUUACAAAAAAAAAGCUUUAUGUGACUUAAAGAAUAAAUUAUACUUUUUUUUAUCAUGUAUGCAUCUAUUUAUUUGACUUGAUCAUUUUUCCUUCCAGAAGGUUUAUCUGCCAAGAUGUAUGAAUAUCUUUACGGCUUUUCGCCCCCCCCCCCCCACCCCCACCCCCAUGCAGUGUGUACAUUUUUCUGUCUCCUGCUAAACAAUGCAGCCACCAACAUUCCAUAUGUUACAUUGUUUUCAGUUUAACCUGUGUAUGUGAUUUCCACAAGAGAGAAGCAAAUCUAUUUUUAGACAUCUUCGGUAAGAAAUAAUGGAAGUAUAAUAAUUAUAUUUGCUUAGAUAAUUAUAACAAUAUCAAAGAAAUAAAGAUGUUUAUUUCAUUUCAUGCCAUAGUUGAAGAGUGGCAGCAGAGGGUGCAGCUCUCUUUAUUUAAAGAAAAUGUUAAAAUGCUGGAAAUGUACUCGUUAUCAUUCCUUUAGAUGUUUGCCUUACUGGACACAAAAAAAAACAUUCAUUUCAAGAGCCUUUGGGAAUGUAGAGCAUUUUAAAGUUUAUUUGGUUGUUUAUGUUUUUUUUCCCCUUUUUUUUGGGGGGGGGGGUAUGAUUUUGUUUCUAGCUCCACUAUUUUUUUUACAUACACACACUGACUACAAAUGUGCAUUAUCUGCAUGUCUGUACAUAGUUAUUUCAGUCCAUGUAAAAUGUCGCUAAGUGUUUGUUUAGUGAGAUCACAUUGCAAAAUAUAAAAAAAGAGAUGAUACUUUGUUUAGAAGAUCUUUCAAGUUCAUCAAUCUGUCAGUUAAUUUAAGAUGUAAUUAUACUGUGCUCAGCAUUUACAUGGUAUUUUUCCCCCCUUCCCUUUAAAUUAAAUCUGGAUUUUCAUUUUCAUAACAUUUUGUUAAGGCAGUGAAAGUCAUUUUGCUGUUGACUUGCAAACACUGUGUGCUCUGCUACUUUCAUACCAAUGUGCCUUUUAAUGUUAAAGAAAAAAAAAAAGAAAUUGGAAUGGCUUCAGCUAGCUUAACUUGAAAAGUACAACAUAUUUCUUAAGACCAUGUCCGAUAUUGCAGGGAUACACAUUGUUUUUGAAGCAAUGAGCUCAACCCUUUUUAAGGGUAUCAUGAAUCUGCAAUAAAACCAGAUGGCAAACUAUUCUGAUCAGUUAGUUGAUCAAUAAUUUUUGUUCAGUGUUCAACAUGACUCGUUUGUUCAAAAUAAAUGAUUUGAUUGAACCUUGUC
Ictalurus punctatus (channel catfish) is the source of this 3936-nucleotide messenger RNA. RefSeq names its product cofactor required for Sp1 transcriptional activation, subunit 7 (gene crsp7). The coding region runs from base 717 to 2378 and encodes 553 amino acids. Gene Ontology annotation, biological process: positive regulation of gene expression; regulation of transcription by RNA polymerase II. Gene Ontology annotation, molecular function: transcription coregulator activity. The record is from RefSeq and is a predicted model, not a curated record. Lineage: Eukaryota; Metazoa; Chordata; Actinopteri; Siluriformes; Ictaluridae. Gene Ontology annotation, cellular component: nucleus; core mediator complex; mediator complex. The transcript is spliced from 3 exons.